Molecule: messenger RNA, 525 nt
Organism: Zingiber officinale
Lineage: Eukaryota; Viridiplantae; Streptophyta; Magnoliopsida; Zingiberales; Zingiberaceae
Exons: 2
Coding region: 1-525 (174 amino acids)
Molecular function (GO): nucleic acid binding
Source: RefSeq, a predicted model, not a curated record
AUGGUGCUUGGAGGCACCCUCGGGAGGAUAAGCAGCGAGCAGUGCAGAGCUUAUUCACGCGCUGUUGACUCGGGGCUUGAGGGCACCCUCCAUGCGGUUGGAGGCACCCUCAACGGCCUACUUAAGGAAGAUUCAAGUAGCAGCUUCAACAGAACUCGAAAUCGUAAUCUUCCUUCCGUGCUCUGCUCAAAGAACGACCCGACAAAGCUUGGACUACCCCAGAGCAACGGCCAGGCGGAGGUCACAAACCAGGAGAUCCUCAUAUGCUUACGAACUUGGCUCGGCCACGCAGGAGGUAGCUGGGUCGACGAGCUCUCAAGUGUCUUGUGGGCACUUCGUACGACUCCAAAGGAGGCGACCGGCGUAACACCAUUCCAGCUGGUGUACGAAGGAGAAGCGGUGGUUCCUGUAGAGGUUGGAGUAGAAUCCGACCGGUGCAACUCUACGAUGAAGUGCAGGAUGGAGCUCGACUUGGUGGAUGAAGUUCAGGAUAAAGCGGUUAUUCGGCUAAUGGCUUACAGAUAG